Fopius arisanus is the source of this 6889-nucleotide messenger RNA. RefSeq names its product meiosis regulator and mRNA stability factor 1-like protein (gene Marf1). Gene Ontology annotation, cellular component: cytoplasm; peroxisome. Lineage: Eukaryota; Metazoa; Arthropoda; Insecta; Hymenoptera; Braconidae. The transcript has 9 exons. Gene Ontology annotation, molecular function: RNA nuclease activity; CCR4-NOT complex binding; nucleic acid binding. The record is from RefSeq and is a predicted model, not a curated record. Gene Ontology annotation, biological process: regulation of gene expression. The coding region runs from base 202 to 5106 and encodes 1634 amino acids.
CGUAGUACUAUUUGCGUAUUCGACGACGCCAAACAACGCCACAGACACAUAAACGUCAAUGCGAAGAUAAAUUUCUAAAAUGUCUUUGACGGCUGGGCACAGGCUUUGUCCAAGAAAUUUGGAUUCCUAAAGACGCCAAAACCAUCUCCAUGGGAUGAUCAUGAGGAUUUUUUCGUAGUGGAGGGUGGGUAAUUAGUCGAGAUGGCAAGGGAAUUUUCCGAUGUUGACGAGUUUCCUGUGGAUGGUGAGGACAGCAUCGCAGGACUCAAUGAAAAGCUUUUGGAAUUAUUAAAAAAUCCUCCAAAAUAUGUGCAGACUUCGAGUUCAGUGGCAAAUUCGGCGAUUGAUACUGAGGCAGAUUGCCAGGUUGAGAAUAAUUAUUAUGAAAAUGCAGGAUUAUUGCAUUGCAAGUGUGCCAUUGAGUGUAGCUUUGUCAGGAGAAGUCCUGUUCAUCCGAGAAAUUUAUCGCAAUCUCUACCGCCGAUUGGAGUUUUUUGGGAUAUUGAAAAUUGCUCGGUCCUCAAAAGAAGAUCUGCUGCCGCCGUAGCCCAAAUUAUAAGAGAUAAAUUUUUUCAUGGUUAUAAAGAAGCCGAAUUCAUCGUUGUUUGUGAUGUAAAUAAAGAAAAUAAACAAAUCAUUCAGGAAUUGAAUGAUGCACAGGUAAAUUUAAUCCACGUAGCAGCUACGUGCAAGAAUGCAGCUGAUGAAAAAUUGAAACAAUCUAUACGAAGAUUCGCUGACAUACACGGAAGCUCAGCUGCUAUCAUCCUUAUUUCGAGUGACAUAGAUUUUGCUGCUGACCUAAGUGAUCUCAGACAUCGAAAAAAAAUUCACGUUAUUCUAUUGCACAAUGAAAAUUCAUCGGAGACACUCAUACAUUGCGCCAAUGAACACUACAAUUUUACGGAACUUAUGGAAUCACUGCCAAUCAGAACACCCGCCAAGACAGUUGAACCCUACGAUCUACUUAUCAGUAACCUUCCGAAAGAUAAAGGUCUAACAUCUAUAAGGAGACGCCUAAAACGCCUCUCCGAGAAUUGUGGCGGUCGUGUGAUAGGGAUAAAUUCAAAUGCCGCUAUAUUACGCUUCAGCUCCCAGGAUUCGGUUGACAGAGCUCAAAAGCGCAUGGAUGGUGCGCCAGUCUUUGAUGCAAAAAUUACUGUGAAACUUCUGAAGGAAAAAGGAACUCGAAUAGCCCGAGAAGUCAGCUCGACCCUCGAUUUGACGAGUGAAUCUGUAGCUGUUACCGGCUCACCUAUCCAGAUGUAUAGCGCAAAUGCGGCUGUUGGUGUUAGGAGUUUACCCUGUACACCACAUUAUAAUUCAUCAUCACCGAUUGUUGGAGGAUUUUCCGGAUGGAAUGGCAUCCACUGUCCCUCAGUUAAUCCUCAUUCGGGAGGAAUGGUACCAGCCCCAGUUUACCUGAACCGUUCAUACGCCAACAAUUCUGACACAAUGUACAAUCGCCCCUUCACAGAGCCCCCACGUGGACAUUCCCCCGUGGUGUGGCCAGUGGUAGGUCCCCAGUACGGUCGCUCUUGGGAGGAUCCCUACAGAAUGAACAGUCAAAAGUCCUUCAACAAACGUUCCCAACUCGGGACAGCCCGUGAGCCCAACCAACCCACCUUAUCCAACACACCAGAAGGAAUGAGAUGUAUUCGUGGUGCUCACAGUGGAUUAAAUCACACACAAGCUGAAUGGAGCAUGUUGAGGCCAUCCUACUGCCCCCUUCCACCAUCAAAUGCCUUCAACGGCUCAAAUUUUUGUCAAAAUUCUUACAAACGUGGUAGCUCAUCACCACUGUUCAUGAAUCAAGGGAGAGAUCAUUGCAAUGGGCAGUGGAAUGGACAGGGACAGCACAUUCAACCCAUGAGGAACACGAAGACACCAUCACCAUACGGCAAUGGUGGAAUGCUCCCCAUGAGCCAACAGUCGAGUCGCACAUCGCCCUAUCAGCACAGUGAAUCUGAAGAAGAGGUCGAGAGAUUCUUCAAUCCCAUCAACAGCCGGAACAGUUGUCCUGUUGCUAAUUCCACUUACACACCGAUCGAACUUCAAGUUACAAAUUUGGAUCAGAGCUUGGAGCCCAAGGAAAUGAAACGCAUCUUGUCCUGUAUUUUUAUGAAGCACAUUCAUGUCAUUCACGUUUCAGUCUUCAUGCAGUCUGAUGGCAAUUUCGCAGCCAGUGUCAAGGUGCCAUCCCUCCAAGACGCUCAGUACGCCAUUUCGCAGCUGCACAGGUGUAAAGUUGGAUACAAGAGAAUCCUGAUAUCGUAUGCACAUGCUGGAGGUCCCAAUCCUCAACUCGUCAGGUCACAGAUUGUUAUGCUCUUGCAGGAAGUCCCUGGUCACAAAUUACCGCUUUUCAAAUUCAGGGAGAUGUAUGAAAGUCGAUUUAUGAUAUCCAUCAGCGUUUCGGAGCUGUAUAAGAUGAAGGACGUUUGUAUUGUCACUGAGGAUCCCAGUGGGCGAAUGGUAUCGUUGAAUCCUGAUCACAGGAAUACACCAUCUCCUUGCAUUGGAAAUAUUACACAGGAUGGACCCCUGGAAUUGCCAUUCUGCACAAUUCACAUGCAAAAAUCCGUAUCAGACAAGGGCUGGGCCGAACAGGAAAUGGCAUCCCUGCCAAACGUCAUGAUUCCCCUAGAGUUCCUUGCAACACGAGUUGAACAAUUACUCUCAUCCCACAACGGAAGUCUACCACUCCCAAGCCUUCCUACGUGCUACGAGGGUGUGUUUCAGGAAGCUCUGAACGUCGAUGAAAAUGGUGUACCCCUUGAGCACUUGGUGUCCUGUGUCCCAUCGGUUGAAUUGAGACAGGGAAUUGGAAGUGUAAAGUAUCUCCUGUGGGUAGGAGACAAGUGUCCCGACGACAGCCACGAGGAGAUCAAUAAAUGCGUGAGUCCACCCCUGGCUAAUCAACUCGCAUUAUUUAGUAGAGAACUCGUCGACUUGCUUAAAACAGCUGCACACUGUCAAUUACCAUUCAAUCGAUUCAUUCCUGCGUAUCACCAUCACUUCGGAAGGCAGUGCAGAGUGGCUGAUUAUGGAUUUACCAAGUUGAUUGAUCUAUUGGAGGCAUUGCCCCAUACAGUUCAGGUAAUGGGAGAGGGUAACAAAAGAGUUGUCACCCUCUCACAUCGUGCCCAAGUUCGUCGCUUUACAUCAGAUCUACUCCGAGUGCUCAAAGCUCAAGUGAGCAAACAAAUAAUGCUCUCUGAAUUCCCCAGAGUUUAUGCCCGGGUUAUAGGUAAACCAUGGGACAUCGUGGAUUACGGUGUGUGUGAAAUUCACGAUAUUCUCCAUGAGGUUUCUGAGAAUACAGUGGUCGUCGCAACGUGCAACGAAUCUGAUAAACUCAUUUCAAUUCCCACACGUGAACAAACACCUGAAGAAAUCGAACGAACGAAACAAUUCGCUGUUGAAGUGGUGGAGCUACUUCGUCAUGCACCUCAAUGCAGCAUGCAGUUCAACAAAUUUGUCCCCUCGUAUCAUCAUCACUUUGGCCACCAAUGUCGAGUCUCUGAUUACGGAUUUACUAAACUGAUUGAGCUCUUUGAGGCAAUUCCCCACGUCGUCAAUAUCGAGGACGCUGUUAACGGCGAGAGGCGCAUAAGUCUCACCGAGAAAGAAGGACUUCGAGUUUUGGGCGAGCAGAUAAGCAAACUCGUCCUUAAAACUCGAGGCGGCCUCGCUGUUUCAAGUAUUGCUCAGGUAUUUCUACAUCAAUUCGGUUACAUGCUGCGUCCAGAGUUCUUCGGUUGUAGCUCGAUGCUACAACUGAUGGGAAAACUCGACGAUACUGUCAAAAUAAUUCAGGGAUCGAACUCUCCACUGGUUGUUCUCGUGGAUAAAUCACACGCUCAGCUGGUGGGUCUCCAGUGUCGUCGUAUCCUCAUGGACCAGAGCCACCACAAGAUGACGUUAAAAGACUUCAAGUUGCUCUACAGUGAAGUCUACAGCACUCCCUGUAAUAUAAAUGAAUUCAAACACGAUCUGUCUGAGAUUGUUAAAUUCUCUGGUGAGGGAGAUAAAGAAUCUCUCCAACUGACUCCACUUCAGUGUUUAGCUUGUAAUAUUUACAAGAUCCUUAUGAGCCAUGGGGGUAAACUGAGUCUCCAGAAAUUAGAGAACACGUAUUUGAACACUUUUGGAAAGGGUUUGAAUCCUGCACAAUAUGGUUUUCCUACUUUGUCUGCUUUGCUUCAAGCAUUACCAUGCACAGUCACGAUUAAAGAGACUCGCACUAAAAAGAAAAAUAUCUUCCUGAGUAAAAAAUUGGCAACAGUAGGAAUUCCAUUGCCUUCCAACUUUCUAUCUCCACACAGAGGUAAUAAUUCCAGCAAUGAAUCUCUAGAGAGUGAUCAAAGAAUUGAUAUCAAUGAGACUGCGAUUCCUGACAAAUGGAUGGGAAAGAAUGCUGCAGUGUGGAAUGAUCGAAGAAAUAUCACCUCAUGGAAGAAGGAUCAUCAGUGGGGGUUGUCUACUUCUGAUAAAUCUUUGAAGUGGCCGAUCCUCGAAAGCAGUGGAGAGUCUUUCUUCAAGAGCUUGAUAAACACUCCAACGUUGAUAAAAGAUCUACCGAAACCACCGAAGCCAGAUACACCUCCUAAUGGUAAUGUUGAUGGUGAGAGCACGUGGAAGUCGUCUGUCUGGUCGACACCACCUCAUUUCAAUCGGGAUAUUCAUGGGAGGAGUAUAGAGAUUCCACCAAUAACCCUUCCCACUUGGAAUAAUACUGAUGUUGAAGAUUCUGUAUUAAACCUUCUGUCACCAGCAAAAUAUCUACUACCAGCUACUGCUAAUCCACUGAACCCUAAGACUCCACCUUAUUAUUCAACUAAGCAUCUUGUUAUUGCUCCACAUCCCUCUGAGUUACCACUGCCAUCACUCACCCUAGCACCAAGACGUAGCCUACAUUCCAAUAAUGACACAUUAGAGUCGAGAUUGUUAGGGAAUUCCCUGGAAGUUCAUAGUCCAACUAAUUCGGAGAAUUACAGUGUCUCGGAGAGUGAGUCUUCAGAUGCACUUAAUACAACUCCCAGCAAGAAGAUGUUCGCUGGGAAACGUCGGCUUGCUGCACAGUUCAAUCAACCGAUGGAUUGAGCUCGCGAGGAUAAUGUCGAGGUAUGAAUUUGUCAUAAAAGAUGCCAGGUGUUUUCUUUUAUUAUUCAAGGAAUUUACGAAACGAGAAAUGGAGAAGAGCAGAGAUAAAUUUUAGGAAAUGUGAGGGAAUCUGAGACAUCUUUGUGUGGAUGGAAAAUAAUGGAAGAGAUAGUAUGAUUGAUAUCGUGAAUUUUUUAUUGAUACUUUGCCUUCGUGAGAUUCACUUGCUAUGGAAAAUAGUGCCUAACAUUCUUCCCGACUGUGAUAUACAAUAUGUACGUAAUGGGUUUUUCGUUUUUAAUGAAACAGGGAUUAGCUUCUUUUUAAUUUUCGUUAUUCUGAUUAUACUAGUAUUGUUUGAUGAGUCUCAGGAAUAAUUAUGUGAAGUAAUGAAAUAGCAGAUGGAUAUACCAUGCAAUGCAGCACAUUAUUUGAUAGAGUGAAAGCAAAAUAUCGAUAUUUUAUGUCGUUGGACUCGUAAUUCCCGAUUCUAACGAGCAAAGUGAGGUCAGAAUCGCGUGAUUACGGGCACCUAGAGAUGAAUUAAUUUGCUGGAAUUUGUCAUGGUACUCCAGAAUUCAAUAACCACGAAGAGUUCAAAUCCUUAUCAUAAGUAUUCCAUUUCCAUUGUUUAUAAAUCGAUCGUGUAGUCUCAUGCACUGUUUCCUUCUUUUUAAUUGUUGAUUAAUUUCGUCAUAUUUCCUAAUGUCAAGAAACACAACGAUAGAAAAUCCUACGAAUAUGCAUGAACUUUUCCUCAAAUUCGAAAAUAACAGGGAAUAAUUGGAAUUGAAUUCCAAUUAUUUAUUGAUAUCGGGUAUAGGUUGAGAAAAAUUCUAAACGAUUCUGUUGAUUUAUUUUAUUGGAAAUGAGACAUAGAAAUUAGUUUAUUCAGGCGAUAGCAAUAGAUCAUUAAUUAUUCCACUGAAUCUAGAAUAAUAAUUGUAUUUAUGUAAGUUGUUUCCUGCUGUUCCCAUACGUACCUGGAAGUGAUCUCAAAUAAUUUUAUGAUACUCAUAGAAUUUACCAUUCAUAAAUUAGAUCAUAGCUAUAAUUGAUAUCAAGGAGUAGAAGGGAAAAAAUAAAAAUCACCAAUGAAAUACGUUAAAAGCUCAAGAGUAAAUGAAUUAGUAAUUGUUGCCUUCAUUCUGGUCUUUGUCCUCAAUUUCAAAUAGUUCGUACAUUGCUAAUUGUAUAUUUAUGAAAAUAUGUGCGAGGGCAGAGCAUACCCUAAUAUCAUAUGGCUAAUUGAUUUUGUAACUAAUUAUUAAUUAUGAAGUCAUAUUUUUUUAUAUUUAUUAAUAGUUUUUUAUACAGCUAGGAGCUUUUACAUGGCGAAAUCAGUGCGACCACGGGAAUUAGUGAAUUAUAUUGAAAAAUAUCACCAUUUCUAGUAUUUUAAGAAUAAUAUUCAGCAAUGAUUUUUCGAAGUAUUUUAAGAUGAUUUUACCGAAUCAGUAAUAAAAUCUUUAUCUCUGUAAAAAAAAUGUAAAGGAGUUAGAAAUUCCAUAGACAGUAAUCAGUGAACGUCAUCAUGAUGCCCUAAAAAAAGAGGAAUGAUUAAUUGAGAAAACUACGUUCAAUCUAAUCCAAAGGUGCGAAUGGAUUCCCCAGCGAAAAUUUUAUUCCAAUAACGAGAAAAUCGAAAAAAAAAAUAUGGAAAAAGUUCAGAAAAAAUAUGAAUAAAUAAAAGUAGAAUCCCAGGAGCAGCUAUGUGUAAAUUCGUAAUGAGUAAUUUUGUCCCCAUUGAGUAAUUUAAUAAAAAAAAAUGAAUGUCAUGCAA